Malassezia japonica is the source of this 1521-nucleotide messenger RNA. RefSeq lists its product as uncharacterized. The record is from RefSeq and is a predicted model, not a curated record. The transcript has 2 exons. Lineage: Eukaryota; Fungi; Basidiomycota; Malasseziomycetes; Malasseziales; Malasseziaceae. Gene Ontology annotation, biological process: GPI anchor biosynthetic process. Gene Ontology annotation, molecular function: hydrolase activity. Gene Ontology annotation, cellular component: endoplasmic reticulum. Bases 1 to 1521 code for a protein of 506 amino acids.
AUGCUCCGCUGGCGGCCGCUCCGGCGCGACGUGCACGAAUGGAUCGUAGCGCCCAAGGCCGGCCGCUGUCGCAUCCCCGCGCCAGAGAUGGGCGCGGCGCUGAACGUGCUCAUCGUGUCCGAUCCGCAGGUCGUGGGGCGCGGCACGUACGAGGACGCGCUGUGGAUCUUUUGGGAAGCUGCGCGUUUCUUUUCGGACCAGUAUCUUCGCAAGGUGUGGCGCGCAUUGCAGGGGAGCGGCCUCGGCGCCUCGCUCACGGCAGCGCCGCCGGCCGCCGACGUGGUCGUGAUGCUCGGCGACAUGUCUGACCGCGGACGGUGGUACACGUCCAAGGAAAGAUGGGCGGCGCUCCAGGUGCGGUGGCAUACCAUCUUUUCCGGGACGCACAUCGUGCAGGGCGGUGGAGCGCUCGGCAGGCGCACUGCGCCGUCCAUCCCCGCACUGGUCGUGCCCGGCAACCACGACAUCGGCCUCCCGGACGCAGAGACCGGGCUGCAUACGGCUGCGAACAAAGAGGCCGCCGCGUGGUUCGCCGAUAUGUACGCACCGCACGUCGACGACGCCUUCCGCCUCGCCAACACGACCACCCCCUCGUGGAAUGCGCGCAUUCCGGUGUCGGUCGACGGCGCAACGACGACGCACGAGCUGGUGCUCGUCAAUGCGCUCGACCUCGUGAGCAUGCAACCGCUCCUUUCCGAGCCGUUUGACGCGGGCGGCACGCGCUUUGCGGCGGCCAAAGCACGCGCGCCGCACACCACACACAUGAUCGAUUUGUUGGACGAGGAGGCCAAGAACCACACGCAGCUCCCCCCACGCAUCCUUUUUUCGCACGUCCCCCUCUCUCGGGGCCGCGACGAGCACUCGUGCGACGUGCCGUGGCGCACGGCGACGCACGGCGUGCGCCGCGAGUCGCACCGCGCCCCCGUGCCCGGCGGCGAUAUCCUGCAAGGCGGCGACCUGCAGCGCACGUACCAGAACCUGGUGCAGCCCGAGGUGUCCGAGUACGUGCUUGGCGCCGUGCAGCCCGCGCUGCUCUUUUCCGGCGACGACCACGACCACUGCGAGGCGGUGCACCACUCGUGGCGCUUCCGCACCGCGACGCACGGCAGCGUGCCCGGCUUUAGCGUGAUCGACGUCCCGGAGCUCACGGUCAAGUCGAUCUCGAUGCUCGAGGGCGUGCGCCGCCCGGGCUACGCAUGGCUGCAGCUGUCGUCGACCAACACCGUGCCGUCGAUGGAGUAUACCCCGUGCCUGCUGCCCGACCAGGUGGCGCUGUGGCUCUACCUCUACGUCCCUCUUUUCCUGCUCACGCUCGUGCUGGGCCUGCACCGGAGCAUGCACCCCGCGCAUAGCGCGCAGCUCCUCCCGAGCCACGAGUCGAUUCCGAUGGAGCGCAUCGGGCGCGACCGACGCCGGCGGCCAGUCGAGGCGUACGCCCCGUCGCGUCUCGCGCGUCUCGCGCGCGUCGUCGCGAUGGUCGGCGUAGUGCCCCUCCCGUUCUGGGUCGCACUGCAGCACUAG